AUGCUCCAGACGGACACGUUCAUCAUCGAUGCGGCCAAAACGCCUGGCCUCAUUCACGCGGCCAACUUGACGGAAGAGAGCGCUGCAACCACUACGGCUCUUCUCAAGGAGAACAAUGAGAAGUAUCAUAUAUUCUUCACUACCGAGGACCACAUGGGUGUAGGCCGCGAGGAGAACUUCCGCAACUUUGAAAAGUUCUUCUUGGGUCAGAUCAACCGGAAGGGCUACCAAGCCGUGCUGCAGAAGUAUCUAGUCGGGGGCGGAAAGAUUGCUAACGACAUGAUGUUUCGCAUCUACAUGGGCUAUGUGCAUGGGCUGAUCCAUAUCGGCCUCGCUCUUGAGUUCCGGCAGCCCCUGCUGCUGGCCGAAGGGCUGGCACAGGCCGCCGUGCACCACGAUAUGUGGUAUGUCGAGUAUCUCAGCGAGGCUGAGGCGCUCGCUGCCCAGGCUUUAGAGACGCCUCUACCGCUGGCCGACCUGAUUGACAUGGCGCAUGCGGACCCAAAGAUCAGUACGGCUUCCAGCCUAGACUUCCACACGCAGACGAGGAAGCACUCAGGCCGCUGGGCCAUGGACAAGGAGCUCGCCAGGGAUGGCGUGUUGCCCAACGCCAAGCCGGAGCUGCUUCGUCUCGCCGCGCGGUGGCGUGUAGAUCCGGACGACCUUGAGCGAACCACGGCAGAGCUCAUCAACGCGGCCGUGUACAUCACGGCCGGUGCCCAGUUGCCGCCGUACCAGUGCACCUUUGAUUUCUAUCUACUCCACGCCCUGACCGCCAGCAUCGGCCAUGCCUCCUUCCUACGGGAGGACUCAAUGACCAAGGCACAAAAGGCCCGCCUGCUCGAGUACAGCGGCCGCGUCUUCAUGAUGACGUACGCAGGGAUGGGGGCACCGAAACUACGGCUCGACUACCUGUGCGCGCACCGGUCGAAGCUGCCCAACCAGGGCUGGGCCGAGGUGUUCGACCGGGCGUGCUACCACGAGGACGACGGGCACAUGUCCAAGAUGAUACGCUCCACGGCGCUGUCCGAGGAGCUCUCGCGGCCCUACGACGACCGGCCCGAGUUCCGCGUCAAGCAGCACAUGUUUCUCACGGCCGGCAUCGCCAUGAUCGACUCGGCUAGCGACCAGCCCAUGACGUGGACCAAGCAUUGGGACUUUGUGCGCGGUGCGGGAUUUCCGGAUGCGUGGAAGAGGUUCCCCAAGCGAGACUAUUGA
Molecule: messenger RNA, 1218 nt
Organism: Chaetomium globosum CBS 148.51
Lineage: Eukaryota; Fungi; Ascomycota; Sordariomycetes; Sordariales; Chaetomiaceae
Exons: 4
Coding region: 1-1218 (405 amino acids)
Molecular function (GO): oxidoreductase activity
Source: RefSeq, a predicted model, not a curated record